UCCUCCAAAACAAUCCACUGCUUCACCAUCAUCAUCAUCAUAUUCUCAUUUAUCAUCAAAACCAUCAAUCCACCACCAAGUCCAUACGGGAAUUUGUUUCAAUUCAACCAAAACCAUAGCCUCCAAAAUUAAUUUGCUUCAAAUAAACGAAUACUACCCACAAUGAAUAAUUAAUGGUUGAAGCAUAAAUCAAAAGUUUUGGAAACAACAAGAAAAAAUGGUAGUGAAGCAGCAGCUAGUGGUAUCAAAGUUUGUCAACGUUGGUGCGGGAUUGCUUCCGUUGUUAGCUGCUCCAUCUUCACUCCGCUCAAUUCCCACUACACCCACACGCCGAUUUUCUUUCUCAUUAAGACAAAAGGAAACAAAGAAGUUCAAGUCAGUUUUCAGCCCAGUCCAAAGCCAGGCGUCAAAUGUUGGUGUUGGAUCAAGCAACUAUGAUGGGAGAGAGGAGUUUAACAGUCAGAAUGUAUCUUCAAAUGACUCAUCCAGUAAAAGUUCCUCUCAAAUUGAAAAACAUCCAAGUCGAAUUCCUUAUCCUUUCUCUAUAGCUAUGGUGCUAUUUGGGUGUGCUUUAGCAUUUUCCCUCAUUAUAUUUGUGAAAGGAGGUCCUUCAUCAAUUUUGGCGGCAAUUGCAAAGACUGGAUUUACUGCUGCAUUCACAUUAAUAUUUGUCUCAGAAAUCGGGGACAAGACAUUUUUUAUUGCUGCUCUCCUGGCCAUGCAGUAUAAAAAAGGACUGGUGCUGUUGGGAUCAAUGGGUGCCCUUGGAUUGAUGACCAUUCUCUCCGUUGUUAUAGGACGGAUAUUUCAGUCAGUACCUGCUCAAUUUCAGACAACUCUUCCAAUUGGAGAAUAUGCUGCUGUGACUCUACUGCUAUUCUUUGGGUUGAAGUCAAUAAAGGAUGCAUGGGACCUUCCGGCAGUUGAUUCCAAGGGAGAAAAUAAGGAUGGCUCUGAACUCGGUGAAUUUACCGAGGCUGAGGAGCUUGUGAAGGAGAAGGCUUCAAAACAACUGUCAAACCCUUUUGAAAUUCUGUGGAAGUCAUUCACCCUUGUGUUCUUUGCAGAAUGGGGUGAUCGCUCAAUGCUUGCUACCAUUGCCCUUGGUGCUGCACAGUCUCCAUGGGGCGUGGCAAGUGGAGCUAUAAUGGGACACCUAGUUGCCACAUCUGUUGCAGUUCUUGGAGGAGCAUUUCUUGCCAAGUACAUUUCUGAAAAGCUGGUUGGCUACUUGGGAGGAGUCCUGUUUCUUCUUUUUGCUGUAGCAACAUUCUUUGGAUUUUUCUAGUUCUCCCUGUUAAACAACAGAGUUGAAGGAGAGAAGAAGAUUUCCCUAAGAUUCAACUCAUUUUUCAACUUUCGAACGUUACUCUUCAAAGGAAAAAGUUUCAGAAGAUCUAUUCUCCAGAUCAUGAACUCCUCGCCACUGAUGCAUUAGUCGGAUUGUGCAAGCAGAAACUGUUAGCUCUAUAACCAGCUCGGAUGAUAUAGAAGUUACGGCAUGCCAUAUUAGUGAGAGGGCAUCUUGAGCAGAAAUUUUGACAAAUUCCAAUAACCCAGAUAAACCAAGUUAAAUCUGUUAAUGAUAGGUAUUUCUUUCUUUGUUAAUGAAACACGGUAUUUUGUAUUUAUGAUCCACUUUGUAGAUAAUAUAUUUCAAGGACCAACUUGCUGUUACAAUGUUUGUGUUCAUAAUGAAAUUCCCUGAAAUGGUCCAGAACAAA
Molecule: messenger RNA, 1724 nt
Organism: Spinacia oleracea (spinach)
Lineage: Eukaryota; Viridiplantae; Streptophyta; Magnoliopsida; Caryophyllales; Amaranthaceae
Product: protein PAM71-homolog, chloroplastic
Exons: 10
Coding region: 218-1288 (356 amino acids)
Biological process (GO): Golgi calcium ion transport; manganese ion transmembrane transport; calcium ion transmembrane transport
Cellular component (GO): chloroplast; Golgi apparatus
Molecular function (GO): calcium ion transmembrane transporter activity; manganese ion transmembrane transporter activity
Source: RefSeq, a predicted model, not a curated record